GUCGAAUCCGGUCGUAACGCGAAGCCGUUGCGGGCGGCCGGAGCAAUGGCGCCGACGACGCCGGGGUCGAGUUCCAGCAGCUCGGGGGGAGGCACGUCGGCGGUCGACAUCAUCACGUACGUCGGCAUCCCGCUGGCCGUGCUCGGGGUGGUGCCCACGCUGUACACGUGCUUCAAGUCCUUGAUCACGAUGCGCGACGUUCGCAAGGCGCUGCUGCAGAACCACGUCAGCGCGAUCACCCGCUCCUCGCUGCUGUCGGGCAUCGUCGAGGUCGAGAUGCAGCGCAAGUCGCUCUGCCCGCUCGACCGCGACGACCCGUCGUACUUCCAGCUGGGGUGGCGCGCCAGCCGGCUGCGCGGCGGCUCGUGGACGCAGCUGAACUGGCGCGAGCUCGCCAUCGGCGUCAAGUCGUAUCGGCUGCAGUACCACGACGAGCUGUGCCAGCCGCAGGCCGAGGUCGAGUUCGAGAAGCUCGUGGCGUUCCUGCUGGACUUGGGAGCGAUUCCCGACCCGCAGGGCUGGGAGGACCUGCGAAGCUCCGGCCUGUGGACGCCGGCCGGCACGAAGCUGAUGGUCAGCGCCGAGACGGGCGACGCGAUCCUGUACGUGACCACGAGCGAGGACUCGGACGGGAUUCUAAGCCUGGGCCUGUUCUGGAGGGCAGACUGGGCGAUGCGGCGCGUGGAGGAUCUCCCGCCGUACUGGAUGAGGCUAACGGCGCCCGUGGACAUGGACGGCAUCGGGCAGGGUCUCGCCAAGGAUGGCGAGGCGGAUGACGAAGGUCACGACGGCGACGACGACGACGACGACGACGACUGCUAUGGGCGUGAGUCGAGAUCAAGAGGCGACGACAAGGUCGAGGCCACGAGGUCGGACACGGACGAGACUCUGCGCGAAGACAACGCGCACAGUCAGCGGGCUGGCACUCAUCUGAGCCCAGAGGACGCCCAGAGGGUGAGCUUCCGCGCCCCUCACGGCCACAAGCGCACCUCCAGCAGAACGACGGCGCGCAGCUCCGUAUCGACGAUCAGCUUCCAGGCGUCCAAGACGAGCGCGAUCCGCAUUCGGCUCGGACCGUCCGGGCUCUCGGAGGCAUCGUACGAGGACCUGCUCUCGAAGAAGAUCAAGCUGCCGCAUCUGAUCCAGCCAAGCCACCACCCGCACGGGCUGUCGAGCGCAUCGUCUUCGUCUCCGUCGUCGUCGUCGCCGUCGUCGUCGGCGAGCAUGUGGUUCGCCUCGGCGGCCACGGCGUUCAGCUCGUCCGACCAAGGCUCGCUGUGGGCGUACACGAUCCCAGCCGGGGUCGUGUCGCUGAGCGUGCGCGACUCCGUCCCGGGCGGCGUGCUGGUGCUGCUGGGCCUCGUGGCCGAGGACGCCGUGCCGGCGUUCCGGGCGCCGCACGACGCCAAGCUGGCCGAGCACGAGGCGUGGGUCGCGCAGCAGAAGCGCAUGCAGCGGCAGAUGGAGCAGCUGCGCAUGACGCCCGAGGAGCGCGCGCGCGCCUUCCACAAGCAGGCCCAGGACGAGCACUACGAGCGCAUCGAGGCCGCGCGGCGCCGCGAGGUCGAGGCCGAGCGGAGGCGGGAGCAGGAUCUGCGCGAGGGCCUGGCGAGCCCGCGCGUCGGCGUCGGCGUGGUCGCCAAAGCGUGUGUCUCCUGGCUCGCGCGGGAGGCGAACGUCCCCGAGGCCGCUCAGCUCGCAGACGUCGUCGGCCGGAUCCUGUGGGAGAUGGUGCGCGACGUGCGCUUUGCCGAGGACUUGUCGCGCAUGCUGGACGCAUGGAAGGAGUGGUCGGAGGCCGGAGGGAUGACCAGGUCGCACUUCGAGGCCGUGAAGAGCAACAUGCUGUGUUUCGCCUACGCUGCAUGCGUCUUGUGCCUGAUCCGGGACACGGCUGGAUCGACAGCGGGAAGUGUGGUCAACGAUCUCCAGGAAUGUCUGAGAAUGUGGAGGAAAGUACGGUUAGGGUAGCUCCGGUGGGAUCGAUUGCUGUUCUAUUACAUGUACCAAUAGUAACAUCAUUAACAUUUGGCAUCGGACGGACGGUGUUUCCUAUGAACAAGGAUAAUUUACAGUCUGAG
Verruconis gallopava is the source of this 2081-nucleotide messenger RNA. RefSeq lists its product as uncharacterized. The transcript has a single exon. The coding region runs from base 46 to 1971 and encodes 641 amino acids. NCBI's taxonomy places the organism in Eukaryota, Fungi, Ascomycota, Dothideomycetes, Venturiales, Sympoventuriaceae. The record is from RefSeq and is a predicted model, not a curated record.